Molecule: messenger RNA, 3163 nt
Organism: Mobula hypostoma (lesser devil ray)
Lineage: Eukaryota; Metazoa; Chordata; Chondrichthyes; Myliobatiformes; Myliobatidae
Product: phosphatidylinositol transfer protein 5-like
Exons: 4
Coding region: 869-1741 (290 amino acids)
Biological process (GO): phospholipid transport
Cellular component (GO): cytoplasm
Molecular function (GO): phosphatidylinositol transfer activity; phosphatidylinositol binding
Source: RefSeq, a predicted model, not a curated record
CCCCAGUCCCGGGGACCGCAUUGUUAAACCUCUGAAGGGUUUUUUUCCCUUUUUUAUUACCCUUUGCUUUGCCAGCAGGCUCUUUCUCGACAUCCCACAACGGGUCCUGAGAGUGGAGGAAAAGGAAUCGUCGAGAAGUUGGGGGUUUCAGUCACGUUGCUGAAGGGAGAGCGACACAGAGAGAGAGAGAGAGAGAGAAAGAAAGAAAGAGAAAUCAAUAGAUAUAAAGGCAGGGGAAGAGUUAAAGAGUCAAGAGCAACGCUGUUCAACCAUGGAGAGUUGAACAGAGCCGGAGGACGCAACGGUGCGGCCACUCUCAACACAGCUCGGGGAUUGAGGCUCAGAACACGGAGUGAAUCGUAAAGAAUGCAAGCUGAUGGCCUGUCUAACCCAGUGAGAAAGUUUCCGCACUGCCGGAAGGGCAAUAUUUGCCGAGCCUGAGCAUGCAUCUUUGAGUGUGCAAACUAAAAGCAUCACUUUAGUUCUUUCUCUCUUUUUUUGGUAUAUUUAAUUCUCCGAUCCGUGCGUCGGUUCCCCGAGACUUCUGUUCGCCGCACACAAGCGAGAGACUCCGAGAGAGGCAGGAGAGCGAGGGUGAAGUUUCCCAAUGCUGCAGGUUUAUCCGAAGGACGCACUUUCUGAAUAACAAAAAGCUGAACUUUUAAACCCCGCGUCCCACGGGGUUGAGGUUUGCUGCAGCAUUUCGCCGCCGCGUGACUGUAGACCCAGCACGGCUGAUUUUUUAAAAACCCAUCAAGUGGUUGACGGGACUAAAUGCAUGACAUCAGUUAAGCAACAGUGGUUUCAGAAGUGAUCCUCUAAGAGUGCCUUCAACAACUUUCUAUUCCUCCCAGACUGACACACCACUAUGUUACUGAAAGAAUACAGGAUCUGCAUGCCUCUCACUGUGGAAGAGUACAGGAUAGGACAGCUGUACACCAUCAGCAAGCACAGCCAUGAACAGAGCGACAAGGGCGAAGGUGUGGAAGUGGUUAAGAAUGAACCCCAUGAAGAUCCCGUUCAUGGAAAAGGCCAGUUCACCGAGAAGAGGGUGCAUUUGUCCAGCAAACUCCCUAGCUGGGCUAGGGCGGUGGUACCCCGAAUAUUUUAUAUAACAGAGAAGGCAUGGAAUUACUAUCCUUAUACAAUCACAGGUAAGGAGAAUUCCAGAUGUUCUGCUAUUGAAACCAUUCUUAAACUGGAGGUCAAGCUGCAUUCUGCAGAGAUAGAGAUUAGCUUUAUUUGUCACAUGUACAUCGGAACAAACAGUAAAAUGCACCAUUUGCGUGAAAUCAAAUCAGUGAGGAUUGUGCUGGAGGCAGCCCGCAAGUGUUGCCACGCUCCUAGCACCAGCGCAGCAUGUCUACAAUCUGACCAUACAUCUUUGGAAUGUGGGAGGAAACUGGAGCACCUGACGGAAACCCAUGUAGUCAUGCAGAGAACAUACAAAUUCCUUAUAGACUGUGGCAGGAAUCAAACACUGAUCGGUGAUCGCUGGCAGUGUAAAGUGAUUAUUCUAACUGUAAUGCUACCUUGCCCCCCAAAUUUCACUCAUCAGCAGAAACUAAAGAAUUUUUGGAUUUGUCUUCGCUUCCCUUUUCCACGGCCUGCUAUCCUUAACUGCAAUAGGAGAUGCGCUUUCUUCAACUUAGAAAACACUAAGCAAGAGGAAAGCAGGUUUCUGUCUAAUAAGUUCCUUGCAUCUGGCACAAAGGAGUUUCCAAUAAGAGCAAGAAUUUGAUGUGUUUGGCACUUUUGACAAUCUGAGGAACUUUAAGAAAAGACCAGUGCACCGUUUCUUGAAAGAUCAGUUACAACACAGUUAGACAAUAGAGAAUAGGUGCAGGAGUAGGCCAUUCGGCCCUUCGAGCCAGCACCACCAUUCACUGUGAUCAUGGCUGAUCAUCUACAAUCAGUACCCUUUUCCUGCCUUCUCCCCAUAUCGCUUCACUCCACUAUCUUUAAGAGCUCUAUCUAAUUCUUUCUUGAAAGAAUUCAGAGAAUUGGCCUCCACUGCCUUCUGAGGCAGAGCAUUCCACAGAACCACAUCCCUCUGUGUGAAAAAGUUUUUCUCAACUCCGUUCAAAUUGUCUACCCCUUAUUCUUAAACUGUGGCCUCUGGUUCUGGACUCCCCCGACAUCGGGAACAUGUUUCCUGCCUCUAGCAUGUCUAAUCCCUUAAUAAUCUUAUAUGUUUCAAUCAGAUCCCCUCUCAUCCUUCUAAAUUCCAGUGUAUACAGUUAAAAGAGGAACUGUUCAAUAACAUGUGGUUUGCUUUGUUUUUACUUGGUCAGCUGGAGGAUGAGGUUUCACGUGACACAAAGACUGCAGACGCAGGAAUCUGGGGCAACAGACCAGCGGCUGGAAGGACUCAGAGGGUCAAACAGCAUCUGUGGUGGGAACGGAAAUGCUGAUGCUUUGUCUUGAAACCCUGCAUCAGAAUGGGAUUUGGCCCAAGAUGUCAACAAUUCCUCUUCCCCACAGAUGCGGCUCCACCCUGAUGAUUGGCUCCAGCAGUUAGUUUCUUGUUCGAGAUUUCAUGUAGAGCCUAUCAACCUCUGCUUUUGUUACGUACCCCGUAACUGGGUUGCCAAACCAGCAGAAAUGGAUCACUCAGUUGGAGUCUGGAGUACUAGAACUAAGAAAGUUUUAUUAAAGAAACAAGCAACACAUUAAUCGAAAGGAUGAUAAAUGCAACAGUUCAGCGAUGAUAAACGCACAUGUGCACAGAAUUAAGAUAACAGCAUCAAUCAAGCUCUAUCGUUGUCUAGGGGUAAAUGACCAAUUUCAAAAUGACUCAAAGUUCAGUCCAGUUAGUAGUCCAGUUCGCAGUAAUCGUUGCCAUGGCGAUGGACAAGGUGGGAGAAGAGAGACAUAGAAUAGGAACAACUGAUCAUUCAGAACGGCUUCACUCACAGACCAGCGAGAUGGCUCACAAACAGCAUUUGAGCGGGUCCUUGGUGAUGUCACCUGAGGUCACCGACUGUGACCCCUCCUCCAGAUGCGGUCGAUCCUCUGCAGUGAACCCGGCACCCAGGCAAGGGCGGACACACACCGGGUUCCCGCUGAUCGUACCUUUCCACCCUUGUCGUUGUCUGGCACUUCUCACCCACUCGUGAGAGGCGCACCGCUUCCAGGGUCUCGUUACCUCGGGUGGCGUGUG